AUGAAAAAUACAAACGUGCGCAACACCGUCUACCGAGAUGAGUGUUGUUCUCCGUGUCUCCUUCAGGAUGACGUAAACCGCGAGGUAGACAGCGUAUCACUUGGAAGGAAGGGUGUUGUUGGGUUGUUGGUAGUAUUGUACGGCUUCCAGGAUGGGGUCACCGUGUGUUGUUGGGUGUUGGUAGUAUUGUACGGCUUCCAGGAUGGGGUCACCGUGACCCCCUCUGUGCUUGGCUGGAGCUGUUGCAAGAAAUGGGCGCUAAUCAAUGUCAGUGGCGUUCGUACCGUCAGUUUCUUUCCAGAUUGUCUGAUUGAGCGGUUGGAGGUAGGACAGUACGACUUUACCCCCAGACCGCCUCGUACCACGAUUACUCGUAGUGCGGGGUCUCGCUGCUCUCGGUCUGGCUGCUCCCCUUUGGCCUUCCUGGCAUGGUUGUGCCUUGUGGAACGAAGUUCCAGCCAGUCUAGCCCGCGGGAUCAUUGCGGCACUCAAGCCCGACCACCACGUCAAGCCCGACGAAUUAUCAGACGUCAAGCAAAAAUGAGCGUGCACCAUAGUGAGUGGAGCAGAAAGCCAAGGACCGGCACAGAGUUGCACGACCGUUCAGCAAGGUACAGCACAUGCCGACCAAGGAGCCUGGUUAUUAAAACGGAUGAGUCCCAGGAAGACGAGAAUACCCGAAGAUUAUCCCAGUUGGUCCAUGCGACCGGUGAUCGGAAACCACCUGUGAGCGAAACCAUCAAGGAUCAGAGUGAAGCGAUCAUUUCGAAUAAAAAAGAACGGUUCGACGGUUAG
This is a messenger RNA of Opisthorchis viverrini, 795 nucleotides long. RefSeq lists its product as hypothetical. The record is from RefSeq and is a predicted model, not a curated record. The transcript has 4 exons. Bases 1 to 795 code for a protein of 264 amino acids. Lineage: Eukaryota; Metazoa; Platyhelminthes; Trematoda; Opisthorchiida; Opisthorchiidae.